Triplophysa rosa is the source of this 2413-nucleotide messenger RNA. RefSeq names its product MPL proto-oncogene, thrombopoietin receptor (gene mpl). Gene Ontology annotation, molecular function: protein binding; cytokine receptor activity. The coding region runs from base 82 to 1923 and encodes 613 amino acids. Lineage: Eukaryota; Metazoa; Chordata; Actinopteri; Cypriniformes; Nemacheilidae. The transcript has 12 exons. Gene Ontology annotation, biological process: cytokine-mediated signaling pathway; hemopoiesis; positive regulation of cell population proliferation. Gene Ontology annotation, cellular component: external side of plasma membrane. The record is from RefSeq and is a predicted model, not a curated record.
CCUAAAACUUAACAUACUUAACAUAAAGAUAUUUACAAACACUUUCAAAAAAGUGAUGUGUGUGGAGCACCUGUGUACAUAAUGGAGCCAAAGCUCACCUGGUGGAUACUUUCUUGUCUGAUCAGUCAGGUGCAUUUAGACCUCUCAGUGCAAGAAAUUUCACUCCUGGAUACAGAUAAGAACCCAAAAUGUUUUACCUGGGAUUUAGAAAGCUUCACUUGCUUUUGGGAAUCAACAGUGGGAAAAUCAUUUUAUUUUCUCUACAAAUUUGAGGGCUCUGAAGAAGAAAGAAGGUGUGAUGUGAAACAACAGCUUUUAAAGAACGAAGAGGUCCUAAAUGUUUGCGACUUCCCACCUAGCGAUGUGUUACUGUUCAUCGAGACACAGAUAAGAGUUAUAGAUAUUGACACCAGCUCAACCGUCUACAACCGCAAUGUCAGUGUGGAAAUCCAACUUCUUCUGUAUCCUCCCUCAAAUAUAACGCUCCGCCCGACUGGAGAGGUUGGGCAGAUGUUAGUUGAAUGGAAACCACCAAAACAAUUGUGGGAAAAGGCACAAUAUGAAAUUCGUUAUCAUUCUAAAACAAAACAGAAAAGCAAAGAACUGGUGUCAGGGUCGUCUCAUAAGCUCACCUCUUUGGUUCCAGGAGAAAACUGCACAAUGCAAAUGAGAGUCAGGAUUGUAAAAGGGUUUUGGAGUGAUUGGUCAAGUAAUGUAACUGCUAUGGUUCCACAAUCUUCAGAUGACAUACAAUUGUGGUGCCACACUGCUGAUCUGAACCAAUUAUUAUGCGAAUGGAGUACAGAAAUAUAUGAGGGCAGAUACAACCUACAUUACAGGCAAACAAACAGAAGUUCGUGGGGCAGUUGGAAGGUGUGUUCAGAAGAGCACAACACUGUCAGUCAGUGUGUGCUGUAUGGUGAAGAGUCCACUGUCUAUAAGAUUUAUCUCAGCACUGGUUUAGAACAAUUUGGUCGAACCUUUUACAUGAAGACGUUCAGUAUGAACAGCACCAUCCAAACAGAGCCUCCAAGAAGACUGUGGGCACAAACUGAAGGAGGAAGGCUUUGUUUAAAUUGGGAUCCACCCCUAAUGAUGAUUUCUCAAUAUCUAAUGUACCAGAUCCAGUAUAAACUUCAAGGAGACAAUGGGUGGAAGAUUUUCACAGUCCCCAGUUCCAAGAUCAGCACAUGUUUGGAUGUCCAACAGGGAAGUGAAUACACCAUCCAGGUCAAAGCACGGCCUGAUGGAUCGAUCUAUAGUGGAUACUGGAGUGACUGGACGGAACCUCUCACUGUCCACUUACCUUCAGGCAAAGAUUGGAUCUUCAUCAUCUGCCUACCACUGGCUUUACUUAUCAUGGCUUUUGCAAGCAUCUCCUUGUUCUCCAGAUAUUUCAGUAAGGUCAAGCAGACUCUGUGGCCAUCAGUCCCGAACCUGAACAAGGUGUUAGAGAGCAUCCUGACAGAUUUCAAUGGAUCACACUGGGAGCCAACAAUCAACAUCAAGCAAUGUGAAGAUGACACUUAUACAUCAGUGGUGGAGAUUCUAUCAGAAGCUGUGGUUGCAGGAAAACCAUGUAAGGUAUCCACCUGUCUUUCAGUCCCUGAGCAGGCCUUCUUGGUUGGUGAAAAGGAGAGUUUUGUGGAGGAUUUGGAGAUUGCACAAGAUUACGUACUUUUAAAAAACAACGAUACAAUCCCAUGCUUUAAAGGGAAUAACUAUGUGUACAGAGAUCUUGCUUUUUCUCAUUUGACUGUUGAAAAACUCAACUGCAGCCGCUCUCUAGAAACCACCACCAAUAUUCUUAACCAUUCAUAUCUCCUUCUGUCUGAACAACCUGAGCUUCAAGAACAUCAUUCAGCCCGUCGCUAUACAAACUUGGAGAUAACAGCGAGAGCCUGUAUAACAAAUGGAGAGUAAGGGUUUAAUCGGUCAUAACUAAGCCUUCUUAAGAUAAGAUGUACAUUGUAUCUUAAGUGUUCUGGGUUAGCCCACACAAAUAAAAAAACUCAGCUUUUGCAGAUGGCAGUGAAAGCCUGAGAUAAGUUUGUCUUGUGUAUCUUGAAUUACAGAUGAGGUUGACCAAAUGGAACACUGCUAUAGCAGUAGUAGGUCAAUGUUGUGUAAAGAUGUGGGAACAUUUGCGUAAUGUGUGAAACAGCUAACUUUAAAAUCAUAUGGCUUGCAAAGACAUAUUGAACAGCAGAGAUCUACUUGGACAUCAAUAACAGUCCAAAGUAAUAGCAUGCUCUUAAAAGAAACAUUUAAUGACUGUAGAUGUGUUUUACGUCAUUUUUACAGAGUAUCAAGUCAAAAUUAUUUUCUGUUACCAGAGAGUGUGUGGGGCCUUAUUUAUAAAGUGUUAAGGGACCCAAACAAGUUCACCCCAAUCCCCCCCCCCCCCCAUUGA